Messenger RNA from Menidia menidia (Atlantic silverside), 735 nucleotides. Lineage: Eukaryota; Metazoa; Chordata; Actinopteri; Atheriniformes; Atherinopsidae. The record is from the annotation of a GenBank genome assembly.
AUGUCGAAGGCUUUAACCCUCAAAGUAAGCAACGCAAACGCAGUCAAGGUGGAAAACUUCCGCCGGUCUCUCCACCAGGAGGCAGAGAACUUGUUCUCUAACUACAUCCCUCUGAAGAUUAUUCAGCUGGACGCUCUGCUCAAGGAUGAUGCUCUCAGCAUCACAGACAUGUCCUCACUUCAUGCUCCUCUGGACAUCCCCAUACCUGACCCUCCCUCACCAGAGGACGAGGAAAUGGAGACCGACAAGAAUGAAGAAGACAAGAAGAAGAAGAAAGCUCCAAAAUGUGGUUUCAUCAAGGGGAAUGAGAAGAUUAUGAUGCUCCUAAACAAAGUGAAGCCAGAGAUCGUCGCUCUCAGAGAGACCAUCAUCAUGGUGUCCUCCUGGAUCCAGCACCUCAUUCCAAAGAUAGAGGACGGGAAUGACUUUGGAGUGGCCAUCCAGGAGAAAAUCCUGGAGAGGAUUGCUGCUGUUAAGACCAGCGUGGAAGGCUUUCAGACCAACAUCAACAAGUACUUCUUGGAAAGGGGGGACGCGGUUGGCAAAGCCUCCAAAGAGACUCAUGUGAUGGACUACCGCUCACUUGUCCAUGAGAAAGACGAGACCAUCUUCUCCGAGAUCAAGGUGAUCUUGCUUGACAUCCGUGGAUUCUAUGCUGAAUUCUAUGACAUCAUCAACAAAAACCUGGAGAAGGUGAUAAAUCCAAAAGGAGAGGAGAAGCUGUCGAUGUACUGA